AUGACUUCAAUGUAUACUGGAAUGCUUAUGACACCAUUUGUUUUACAUGCUAAACCAAUACCACAUGAUCCAUUAGAAAAAGAAGAUGGAUUAAUUGAGGAAUGUGUAAUGGAUUCAAAUGUAGCAAGAUACUGUGAUAUAUUAUCAAGUAUUGAAGAAUUGAUUAAU
Messenger RNA from Diversispora eburnea, 168 nucleotides. Lineage: Eukaryota; Fungi; Glomeromycota; Glomeromycetes; Diversisporales; Diversisporaceae. The record is from the annotation of a GenBank genome assembly.